This is a messenger RNA of Anolis sagrei ordinatus, 1077 nucleotides long. It is a transcript of the gene C4H18orf63, whose product is annotated as chromosome 4 C18orf63 homolog. NCBI's taxonomy places the organism in Eukaryota, Metazoa, Chordata, Lepidosauria, Squamata, Anolidae. The record is from RefSeq and is a predicted model, not a curated record.
AUGGGUGAUGCCAGGUGCCAAUCUCUGUAUUUCAUCAGUCUGCCUGAACUACAAAACCUCUGUGCUGUAAAAGUUACAGUGAAUUCUCAAUUGGAUGCAACUGGGGUUCGAGCAUCACAAAGGAAGUUGUGCAGGCGACUUGUGCUGCUGCAUCAAGAAGUCAUUGUUUCACCUAUUCUUGGAACACUGAAUCAAAUUUCAGUCAUUAUGACGAUACCCUUUUACAAGUCAGGAAAAUGUCAAGCUUACAUAGAGAAACACGGAGCUACAAUGACAGUGCCAGAGAGAGUUAUCCCAGCUGUCUUUCAGGCCUGUCUUUCUUAUACACUUACAGCCAAACUUGCUCCUAAAUGGAACCAAGCUGGUCACCUCUUGAUACAAGGGAAAGAUUUUCUGUCGCAACAUGGAAAGCAAAAUGCAAUUGUUAUGGACAUCAACGUAUUAGAAACUCAGCUUUGCAUCAGUGUGGAAGUUUGUACGAUCCGGCUACCUCCAGCUAAGCUAGAAGAUUUUGAUAUUUCAACAAACAUCAUAAAGAAAUUUGACAGUGAUUGUAGUGCAGUCAUUCAAGGAUGUUCUAUUUUAAGUAACUGGUGUUAUGUAUUGCCAAGUAUGAAAAUGGGUCAGAUCAUAAACAUCAGUCAUUUUAUUCCAUCCGAUUCUCCUUUUCAAUCAUACAAUGAGUUGCAGUUGCAUUGGAAAAAUCUGUACGGCUAUAGCCUAUCAAAGGAUCCCCAGAAGUAUUGCAAUGUUUACUUCAAAUUCAUAGGAGAGCAACUCUUCACAUAUCCUAUGAGUUGCAUCAGAAGUCAACCAGUCCAGUACUUUCCCAGAAUAAAUUUGGAAGGUGUUUUAGAUGCUUUUAUUACUGAUGUGAAAACUAUUAUUCAUACAUGUGGGUUUCCCCUUAAGAUGACAAAUAAAGCACUAUAUGCCACAAAAGAACUUACACAAGCAUCUGCUCAGGUAAAAAAUGCUCUGACUUUUCUUUUUUAUAGGACCAGAAUAUUUGAUAUCAUACCAGAACUGGAGCCCUUAGCAACUGAGCAAUCAAUUAUAUCAGAGGACCAAGCCUAG